Messenger RNA from Balaenoptera acutorostrata (minke whale), 726 nucleotides. RefSeq lists its product as uncharacterized. The transcript has 3 exons. Lineage: Eukaryota; Metazoa; Chordata; Mammalia; Artiodactyla; Balaenopteridae. The record is from RefSeq and is a predicted model, not a curated record. The coding region runs from base 1 to 726 and encodes 241 amino acids.
AUGUUUGCCCCUUCACUGUCGACCACACUUGGUGGCCCACCUCGUGUGGCCCUAAAGACCAAGAGCUGGCAUUUACUGGCCGACCCGAGCAUCCCAUACUUCGAGCCGGGCAAGUCCCAACGAAACCUCCACACACUCACAAAGGGAGAGGGGUGGAGACGGCUCCGAAUCGCCUCCGAAGCGACGAGACUUUUACCGAGGCCCGUUUGGGAGCGUCUGCGGCCCCUCGGGCUCUCCUUUCACUGGCUCCCGCGAGUCCUCCCUCACCCCAGAGGGCGGAGGUUCCCCGGGGCUUUGGGGACAGAGACGCUGCAGCCGCAGCACUUCGGGCACCUGUGGCUGGGGCCUGAAACAGCGCCCUCGGGAGCCCCGGGACUGCGGGGCUGCGGCGGCGACCCGCGCCGGCAGUUUGGUUCAAAUGAGCCUCUCCCACCCGCCAGGGUCGGGGCAGGGGGGUCGCGACCCCGGCUCUCGCUUCGCUCCGGUUCCCGGAGGGAGGACUCGCCUCAGGGCUUCGCCCGCCCGUGCGCUGUCGCUCUUGACGGACGCGGCGGCGGAGCUCGGUGGAGCGCGAGGCUGGUAAACCAGUCGACUCAGGCCGCGGAAAGGAGUUGCCUGCAAAGAAAGAUGCUGCUGAAAUGGGCCUACGAAAAAUCAAAUUCACCCCACCCUUCAAAUUAUAGAAUGGGACUGGGAUUAUAUAUAAACCACCCCAAAGGGUUUUAA